Molecule: messenger RNA, 7737 nt
Organism: Hemiscyllium ocellatum (epaulette shark)
Lineage: Eukaryota; Metazoa; Chordata; Chondrichthyes; Orectolobiformes; Hemiscylliidae
Gene: rai14
Product: retinoic acid induced 14
Exons: 20
Coding region: 298-3519 (1073 amino acids)
Molecular function (GO): actin binding
Source: RefSeq, a predicted model, not a curated record
CCACCCAAACUUUCUGUCAUUUUUAAAAAAAAAUUAAUGCAAUAAUUUUGAUGCGAUUUCCCCCACCAUCGCCUCCACUCGAUCUGUGAAUAGAGCAGAUGAGCGAAUGAAUGGGGUUAUUGUUUGUAACAGUGAAAGUUUCUCCCGCAUUCAGUCCCAUUCAAUUCAAUUCAUUUUCUCCCUUGGGGACUGUCACUCUCCAGCGGUGUGUGGGUGAGUGAGGGGCUGGACAUCUGAAGAGGAGGAGGAGGAGAGAUUCUGUUGAAGUUUGGCACACAGCAGGAACAUUGGGUGAAAAUGAAAAGCUUAAAAGCCAAAUUCAGAAAAAGUGAUGCACAUGAAUGGAACAAGAAUGAUGACCGACUACUGCAAGCUGUGGAGCAUGGCGACACCGAGAAAGUGUCAGCUCUCUUGGGCAAAAAAGGGAUCAGUCCCACAAAACUGGACAGCGAGGGGAAGUCUGCUUUUCACCUGGCUGCCUCAAAGGGGCAGCUGGAAUGCUUGGGAAUGAUGCUUUCUCAUGGUGUUGAUCUAACCGUACCUGAUGGCUCAGGGUACAAUGCUUUGCAUCUUGCUUCAAAGAACAGUCAUCAAGAAUGUGUGAGAAAGAUCCUUCAGGCAAGCUUGUUGGAUGAGUCUGGAAGAAAAGAAGACCAACGAGGAUGGAGACAGGGCUUAGCAUCUGUGAUUUUAAGCAGAAAAGCCUACAAAUGUCCUGUGGAAUGCAUUGACAGCAAUGGGAAGACAGCCUUGCACCAUGCAGCUGCAAGUGGUUCUAUCUCCAUUGUUCAACUGUUGUGUGAACACAAAUGCUCUAUUAAUGUCAAGGACACAGAAGGUUUUACACCAUUGAUCCAGGCUGCACAGAACAACCAUGCUGAGGUGUGUCAUUACCUGAUUGACCAAGGGGCAGAGAUUGAUGCAAGAGACAAGAACGGCAGGACUGCUGUAAUGUUGGCCUGUGAGCAAGGUAGUGGAAAUACUGUCGAAAUGUUAGUCAAGAGGGGUGCUAACUUGAAGUUAGUAGAUGCACUGGGUCAUGAUGCACUUCAUUACUACAAGCUCUCAGGAAAUGCUGAUAUCUUAAAUUUUCUUCAGGCUACACUUAAAGUUUCUGAGUAUACUGAUAUGAAAUCAGCGCAGACAUCAAAACAGCUGGAUCCUGCCAUUAAAAUCUUUGCAGAUAGAAGUGGAACUCCUAAAAAGCGAAAAGCACCACCACCACCACCAAGCAGUGCUUUGCAGGGACCUCAACCUAAUGAAGUGCCAUUUCCAGAGUCCCGUCGUCCUUGUUCAGCAGGAUGUGAGCCAUCAAAAGUUGAAGAAACAUCCAUUAAGGAUAGAGAGAACAGUGAGGAAAUGAGAAAACUUCAAGCAGAGAAGGCAAAUUUGUUGGAGGUGAUACAAAACCUAAAUCUGCAACUGCGAGACAAAAACCUCCAAGAGGCACAACAAAAUAGCCUCAAAAAGCACGACUGUCGGAAUAGUGAAGAAGUGCCAUUUGAUACAAUAGGUAGUGGAAGUAAAACAUCUGAAACCUCGUUUGUUGAAGAACCAGACCAAAUAAUGGCAUUGCAAUCCCAAAUUGCUUCUCUUGCGGUGCAAAAUAAAGAGCUGUGGGGGAUAUUGCAGGGAAAGCAUUCACAGGACAUUGUAACGAGCACAUUACCACGGGAUGAGCAAUCAAGACAAAAUCUAGAAACAUCGUUUGAUUUAAACUUUAAUUCAGAAGAUUCCCAAAGUACCCUUAAAACAGAUUAUAUCCAGCUAAAGGAACUGUAUAAAAAUGCAGAAGCUGAAAUUACAAACCUCCGAGCUGAGAUGUUUUCAAAUCUGUCAAAUAGUUCACUCCAAACAGAAACUUUUGAAGAGAGGAACAGUAAUACAGGGGAAAAGGAUGUAUCUGACCAAGAAACUCAACAUGCAUUAGCAAUGGGUUUGUUAACUGAACUGUCUGAGGAAAAUAAUCAGACGUCAGGAGAAAUUAAUGAGAAUGGUUAUUGUCUUGAAGAGAAGCUUCGAGAAACACAAAGCAAAUAUGAUGAGGCACUCAAAGAACUUUCCAGUCUGCGAGCACAGGUACAACAGGAUUUAUGCUGCAAGGAAGAACAUAUACCUUUACCAAAUUUGGAAGAGUUGACUCAGACCUACGAGGAUGAGAUCGAAGAACUAAAGCAAAGACUUAAAAGAGCUUUGGAAGAUGAAGACAAGGCCAAUAGCAACCUCAGAGAAAUGGAAGAAUUGCUGGAAAUAAAAGAUAAAAUCUUGGCCAAAUGUAUGUCUGUGGAUGAGUGUGAGGAAUUAAAAAACUCUCAAAGCUUACUUCUGGAGAAUAUCAAUCAAGAGAAGACUCUCUUAAUUGAGAAGUAUGAGGAAGCACAAGAAGAAAUUAAAAAGCUGGAAGAAAAGCUGAACGAUCAGACCUUGUCUGAAAGAGACAACUAUUUGCAAGAGAUGGUGACAGCCUUGAACAGAACAGUGGAUGAGCUGAAUACUCAAGUAACUGAAAUCACACAGCAAUACAAUGAAGCAAAAUGUGAGUUAAAACAACUGAAGAAUAAAGAGACUGAAGUGGCAUCUAAGCAUAUUAAUUCAAACUAUAUCCACAAAGAACAACAUGAACAACUCGUACAAGUUUUGAAUGAUUCUGUAGAUGAAUUAAAGGAAAAGCUAUCGGAGAUGGAGAUAAAACUUGAGGAGGCUGAGCAGGACAAUACAAUGUUGCAGAGAGAGCUUGAGCUUCAAAACCAGACUUCUGUACCUCUCUCUGAACAUAACCAAAUUAAAAUGACUCUUGAAAAUACAAUAAAGACUCUUAAUGGAAAAAUGUGCCAGAUGGAGCAAGAGCUUGAGCAGAAAGAAAUAGAGCUGAAUAUCUUACAAGGAAAUUUGGCAACAAAAACAGCUGCUGUUCAAGAGGCGAUGGUUCCAAAAUCAGAGCAUGAGAAGUUGAAAGUCUCACUCGAGGCUGAGUCCAAUCGAUUAAAUGCUAAAAUAAAUGAUCUACUGAAAGAACAAGAAAAGGCAUCAGCUGAAGUUGCCCAAGCUCGGAAAGACCACCUGCUAGCAAAGAGUGAGCACGAUGCAGCUCAAGCUCAGCUUGGAGCUAAGGAACAAGAAAUCAAAAGGCUUCGUGUUAGAAGCCAUGACAUGCAGCAAACAGUUGAAGAAUUGCAAAAGCAGAUUAAAGAGUCCUUGAAGCUGGAAGAAGAUAAAGACAAGAAGAACAGCGAAUUGUCCAAGGAAGUGAGCAAACUGAAAGAGGCACUCAACAGCCUUUCUCAAAUUUCUUUUACUGCAAGCACUCUCAAAAGGCAAAACCAACAGCUUGAGACACUUCAGCAGCAAGUGAAGAAUUUACAACACCAGUUAUCUGAUGCAAAUCAACGACAUCAUGAGGUAGUAUCUGUGUAUAGAAUGCAUCUUCUGUAUGCAGUUCAGGGUCAAAUGGAUGAAGAUGUUCAGAAGGCUCUGAAACAGAUUUUGACAAUGUGCAAAUCUCAGCCACAGAUGAAGUAAUUUAUAUGUGUAUAUAUAAAACAUUACCUGGCCAACGUUUGUCUAAUGUUCAAAUGCCCCUGCUGUUAAGAUGAAUGAGUAUGGGAUAAUUGACUAUUAAAGCUGCAGAAAAAUGUUUAUAGGAGCUUUCGUUGUUCUACCUACUAACUGUAUGUACAUUAUAUUAAAAUGUGUAAUCAGUUUGUAUGUACCAAAAUUCCAAUAGCAACGAUUCAUUGGAACAAGCUUGUUUGUAGAGUUAUUAACAUAUUUGCUCAAAACUUAGUUUGUUGAUCAUGCCGUUGGAACAGCAAGCUCAUGAUACCUGUGGUUAGAGUUAUGGCAUGAAUCACCAGAAACAUAAAUAUCCAACAUGAGACACUUAAUACAAUUGUACAAUAAAUGAAUGACUGUUAUGGGUACACAGAAAACACUGAAUAUGCUGGAGAAGCUAAUGCCAUUUUGUCAUCCUAAACUUGACCUUCAGAUGUCUAAACCUUUACAGUUUUGGUACUCCUGGGGGGGAAUCAGUGUAAACUGUGAAAAUCUGUGGAAAUUGAGCUGAAAAAUGGUGGGUUCGAAUACUGAGAGGCUAAACAAGAGAAAAGUGCAAAGUACAAAUGGAAAGUGAACAUUUCUGCUGGAUUAAUAACAUUUUGUACAUGACCUUUUGAUUAUUGCUGAAAGUCCUUAAUUUGGAUUAUUUCUGCUCCUGGCAUAUUUGUUUGUGGAAACUUGCCAUUCCUUUCUGCAUACUUGCCCUCUUUUGCACCACAAUAUGGUCCUAAUCUCAAUUAUGAAUGUAAGUGCUACAUGUUCAUUCAAUAGUUUUACCAUCACUGCCCUACCUCUAUCAUCUCAUCACGAUGUACAGAAUUUCUUAUAUUCUAUUACAGGUUUUGUUUUAAACCCUAUGCGCAGGAUCAUUCCCUGCAGCAUUUGACACCUAGCAGAGCAUUAACUGGUUGGAAGUGGCCUUUACAUGCCCCACUGACAGAACUCCCUCAGAGUGCUGUCAGCCAGAAGUCUCACCAGUGCCCCAGGAAUGAUGGCUAGAACCAGUCUCCCCAUUCAGUGUGCUAGAGCCCCAGAUGAGUGAACUCAUGAAGAGGGGAAGGGCAGAACCAAAGGAUGGGGGAGAGGAUCUUGAGGAUCUUGCUUUGAAGGCCAGGCACAGACAGAACACCUGCAGGAUAAGGAAACUGGACUUUGAAAGGAGUCCAGAAAUAGACAUGGCAAAAUCUGACCCCUCUUGUCCUGAGCAGGAUAAUCUGUUGUAUAUCUCCCACUUUGUCAAAGCCCUCCCAUUAGCCUCAAAAUUGUAACUGGAGUGGGCAACUCUAAUUUAAGAUGCAAACUGGGUCAAGUGGUGUGUGCCCCAUCUUAGGUCUCAUCUGCAUCCCAUAAAAUGUUAAUCAGGCCAAGUUUUAACAGGGAGAAAACAUACCUGGGAAUUUUUUAUAGACCUCUCUACCAACUAAUUCCGUUAGCAGGGGUCCACAAAAUUCUGCAUAUAUGAAUUUGGUUGAUGUAAAUGCAAAAUUUACCUGUGCUAGGUUGGCAAUUAAGAUAUGUUGCACCAUUAGAAACAAUACACUUUACUGAUGCUUCUCGUUCUCCAUGAGCUAGGAGCAUUAGUUUACUCAUAAGGCUUAAGACAAAAUAGCUGGUGUGUUGAACUUCUUUCAAAUACUAUUGUAUGCAGUGUACAGCAUAAUUUCAAUAUACAAAGCUGCAGCUACCUAAUGGUUCUCAUGCCAUUUGUGUCAAAAGUUAUAAAUUAAACAGCCAAUGGUGAAUUUUUUUUUUACUUAUUGUCACAACCUUCUUUAUAUCAAAACUUCUGCAGCUAACAAGCUAGUUAUAAUAGUAAAAGUGUUGCACAUUUGUUUUGCAAGUUCAUAAUGUUUAUAGAUCGGAAUAAAAACCUUUGAAUAACCUAAAGCAGACAUAUACACCUAUACGUUGCCACAUUCAUAUUUUUUAAUCUAUUAUUUAAAGUUUCACAACUUGACAUUUAGUGAAAAAUUAAAUUCACUGAUUUAAAAACCAGCUUGAACUUUGCAUUCGAAGAUCAAUGUAAUGAACAAUAUUCAACAAAAUAAAUUUAAGUAGUGCACGGUUUACAUCUUAAGUAGAAAGUCACUUGACCUUUUAAGACUGAUAUUAUAAUUCCUUCUCCAGAUCAAAUUACAUAUACAUCUAACUAGAAUUAAAAAUAUGUAAAUAUUUAAAUAUUGGAAAAUCCAUUCCCUUGUAUACAGUUAAAAUUAGUUGGGAAAACAUAGAAUAAUAGUGUUUCAGUGUAAACGAGAGAAAGGAGCUAUGUCUUGUUUAUAGUGCCUUUUUUGGAGGUGUUGGGUGUGGGAGUGUAGUGUUCCCUGUUAUGAAUAAAAUCUUGAAUGCAAGCUAUCUUGUAAUAUGUAUCUAUUUCGUAACGACAGUUUGCAGUUGAAGCUGUGCAUCAACCGAAGCAGUAUUAUUUCUUGACGUUCAGGUAAUGUUUAUAUUCUAAAAAAACAAAUUAAAGUUCAGAAUAAUAAAGGAUUCAUAGAGAUCACAGAUUUAUAUUGUAUGCUUCCCCAGUGGAAUUUUUGUUAACAUACAUUAUUUCAAGCUAUUUACCAGUUAUCAGUUAUCAAAAGUAUCUAAACUGUAUUGAAGGAUGAUUUAAACAUUUUUUUCAGAUGCAGUGUAGGAAUCUUUGUUCAACCAAUUAUUUGAUAAUGGAUAUUUUUAAUGUAGGUCCCAAUCAUUUAAUUAGUAAACUACUUUAUUUUCUGUUUGGUUUAAAUCAACACAAGACAGUCAUUCUUCAUCAUUUCUUCUAAUAUCGUGCAUAACACAAAAUAAAAAUCAAAACACAAAAUUUAGUUUUUUUUGCUGUUGCUUUAGCCGAUCAAUGUUUUUUUGGAAUGUAACUGAGUCCUGCAGUUUAGUAUUGGUUUGUGUGCAGUUAGUUAACAUGAACCAUUGCAGCAGCAAUAUUCUUGUUCUGAUGUUAUGCAGGGAUGUUUCUCUAUAGAACGUGAAAUUGCGUACAAACAUGUGUAGCUAGGAGAAGCUAUAUCUGGAAAAUUGGUAAUUAGAGGUAAAAUUAUAUUUUUUGCAUUUACAAUGUUGAUGCAACUGGAGAAUGCAGGUUCUCCAUCAUCUUCGACGUAGCUAGUUAUUGCUAAAAAGAUAUUUAAUAUCAAAAGAUGAAUCCAGUCUGGAUCUCUGCAGUCUCCAUAUGCUAAAGUUGCUUCAGCACCUCACUGCAUAGCAAACUAACCAGGCAUUUGUUUCUUUAUUCCACCUCUUCUCUUCCAUGGGCAGCUCAAACCAAUUGUAGAAUCCUAGCUGAGUUCUGCCAUCUGAGGACUGAUCAGUGUUGAAACUAAAGAGCCUUUAUGAGCCGUAUGGCAGAUACACAUUUUGUCAUGCUUAGAGAACCAAGCCAUUGGACAUCCUAAAAUGGUUCCAUCUCUUGAAAAUAAAGUAUCCAAUAGUAGUUAAAUUGUAAAUGCACACAAUUUGUUUCUUGUAUUAGAAUAUUUGGAUAGAAACUUACACAAAAUGCAAGGAUUCUUUCUAAAAACAUGGAAGGUCUAAAUGAUUUUGUAGUCACGCGUGUAUUUGUUUUCACUCUUUGGUCAUUCAAAUGUUACUCAAGAUUGUUUGGAGUUCUGUUUAUCAGGCUUAGCUAGGAAUAAACCACACUGGCUAAUGUAUGAUCAUUUGCAUUCUCAGGGUUUCUUUGUCUGGAAGAUAUUUACCACAGGAAUAUCCACAAAUAGUGACAGUUUAAAGGUAGUUAGGGAUGUGCAAAACAUGCUGGUCUUGACAACAGUGUCAAAAUCCAUAAUGAGCAAAGAAAAAAGAUGAGCUUCAACACAGUUCUUGUGUCAAAUGGCUUACAAAAUAUUCCAAUAUUGCCUUAUUACAUGAAAUGAUUGAUAGAAGUUAGAAUGUGUAGGUAGCCAUGACAAUGUCUGUUUUCCAACCAGCCUCUUCAUCCAUAACUUCCCAAAUGAGAUUUGCUGAAUUGUGGUAAGUUGCACUGAGAAAAGGCUAGACAAUUGGGGUUGUUGUUGAACAUAGGAGUCUUCUAUUUCAUAAUAUUUUACAAGCUCAAUUAUACUAUUGGCAAUACAAAGGCAAUUACCCACACAAUUGAAAACAUAUUUAUUGCAGCUACCGACACUACAGUUUUAAUAAAAUUAAUGUUGUUUGAAUCCUUGUAUUGCAUUGAUUUCA